Grosmannia clavigera kw1407 is the source of this 3414-nucleotide messenger RNA. RefSeq names its product pre-mRNA splicing factor. The record is from RefSeq and is a predicted model, not a curated record. NCBI's taxonomy places the organism in Eukaryota, Fungi, Ascomycota, Sordariomycetes, Ophiostomatales, Ophiostomataceae. The transcript has a single exon. Gene Ontology annotation, biological process: RNA processing. The coding region runs from base 1 to 3414 and encodes 1137 amino acids. Gene Ontology annotation, molecular function: protein binding; RNA binding.
AUGGCCAGCUCUCCGGCUGCUCCGGCUGCUCCGGUGGGCGACGACAGCUGGAUCGACUACCUUGAACAGCAGAGACGCGAUGCGAACGCUCUUGAGCAGCGGAUCCGCGUGGUCGAGCUGUACCGCUCGGCUGUCAACGCCGAGCCCGGCAGCAUACGUGUCUGGAUCGCCUACUGCACGUAUUUCUGGUCGCUCUACGUGGAGUGCUCACAGCGCAGCGGCGCGGUGGCGACGUGGCCGGCCGAGGAGCAGGCGGCCGCGGCCGACAUCUUCUCGCUGGACGCGGCGCUGCACCUGUGGAACGAAGGCCACGAGGCGACACAGUUCCGACUGAGCGACAGCCACGAGCUCUGGAACCGCUGGAUCGCUCUGGAGCGAGAGCUGCUCGACCGCACGCGCACGGCCGAAGGUGUGCGGCGCAUCACUCACCUGUACCGCAACCGGCUCGCGAUCCCGCACAUGGCCUGGGACGACACCUCGUCGGCCUUCUCGUCCUUCCUGAGCGAAUACAACCCGGCAGCCUACGAGGAGACGAUGCGGGCGGUCACGGAACAGUCGCGCACAGCCCGUCACAUCUGCGAACGGCGCGAUGGCAUGGAGAUGGCCCAGCGUGCAGCCCAGCGAUCGGGCAGCGAGCAGGCGCAGCGCAACGCCAUGUCAGACUACCUGGAUUGGGAGACGGCCAACGCGCUGGCCGAGAGGGACGACAAGGUCACGGCGGUGCGCGUGGCCUUUGGGCUGUUUACGCGCGCGCUCUCGGGCGUGUUUGCGACCGACGACGGCACGUGGACGGACGUGCUCGUGUUUGCCACGCAGCUGCGCCGCGACAUUGAGGACAGCGCGAACCGCAACGAGGAGGUGCUCCGCCACCUGCCCAGCAACCUGGACAUCCUCCAGCGCGCGGUCCAGCACUGCCCGUGGUCCGGCUCGCUCUGGGCGCGCUACAUUGUCUGCGGCGAGCAGGUCGGGCUGAGCUUCUCGGACAUUGAGCGCAUCAAGCACGCGGCCACGAACAGCUCGCUAGACCGCGACGGCAUGGCGGCCGUGGUCGAGAUGUACGCGUCGUGGUGUGGCUAUCUGCGGCGGCUGGCCAUGGACCCGAACGCGUCCGACGAGGCAGUCGAUCUGGCCGACUCCGGCCUGGUGGCUGCGCUGGAGGCCGUGCAGGUCUGGGGCGAGCGGCGGUUCGGCAGCGCCUUCCAGGGCGACCCGAACUACCGGCUGGAGCGCAUCAUGAUCCAGCACCUGACGGACAAGCACGGGGCCGCAGACGAGGCGCGGGAGCACUGGGAGAAGCUGGCCGAGAAGGACAUGCACGCCAACGACUACAGCUUCUGGCUGAGCUUCCACGCGUGGGAGAUGGGCCUCUUCCAGGCGCAAAAGGGCCGGAUCCGCAGUCCGACGCCGGCGACUACGAAUUCCCGGUCACAGCGGGUGCCCUCGCAGGCAACGCGGGUGCUGCGCCGCGCACUGCAGAACCUGCACCUGAACUGGCCGGAGCGCAUCAUGGAGGUAUACAUCAAGCACUGCAACGAUUUCCAGACUGUUGACGUGCUCCUGAGCGCCUUUGACGACGUGCACAAGCUGCAGAAGCUGCUGGCGAAGCACCGCAAGGAAGUGGCGGCUCUGCAGGCGGCAUCGGCGGCUCAGACGACGGCGGCUGAGGAGGAGCUGAGCGAAGCUCAGGCGCAGACGCCGACGCAGGAUCCGGGCGAGCCGCAGACAAUCGCUGCUGCCCAUGACACAGUAGAGGGCCAGGAUUCGCCGUCGAGUACCAAGCGGAAGCGAGAGACAGACGUGGCCGACGAUAUGGACGAGUUGGCCUCGAAGCGGGCUCGCAGCGAGCAGCACCAACCUCCGCCACUACCGCCACCGCAGCAGCAGCAGCAGCGGGGAGAGACGGAGCUGAAACGCGACCGAGAGAACACGUCGGUGUACGUGGCCAACCUACCGGCAGACGUGACGAGCACAAAGGUGCGGCAGUACUUCCGAGACUAUGGUCACGUGAACAACAUCCAGCUCCAGAGAGAGGAAAAGACCAAGUCGAUGGUAGCGCUGGUAGAGUUUCGGUCGGUGGAGGACGUGCAGUCAGCGCUGAUCCGCGACGGCAAGUACUUUGGGGACCAAACGAUCUCGGUGAAGGCGGCAGCGGGUGUGACGCUCUUCCUGACCAACUUCCCGCCGACGACCGACGACGCCUACAUCCACGAGCUGUUUAAGAAGUGCGGAGAGAUCUUUGGGAUCCGGUGGCCCAGCCUCAAGUUCAACGCCCACCGGCGCUUCUGCUAUGUGUCCUUCCGGGACGCCGAGGCGGCAGCGCGGGCGGUGCAGCUGGACGGAAAGAUGCUGGACGGACGCUACAAGCUAUCGGCAAAGUACUCGGACCCGGCGCGGAAGAAGUCGCGGGAGGGCGCGGCAGAGGAGGGCCGCGAGGUGCACGUGAAGAACCUCGGCUUCGACGUGGACGAGCAGGGCCUGCAGGAUCUGUUUGAGCGCUACGGCAAUGUCGAGAGGGUGCGGUUGCUGCGCAAUAUUGGCGGACGCAGCCGUGGCUCUGGCUUCGUCGUGUUCGCGACCAAGGAGGAGGCGGAGCGAGCAGUGGCCGAGCUAGACAAGGUCAAGUUCGGGUCGCAGAUCCUGUCGGUGGACUUGUCGGUGCCGGCUGCCUUUAAGCCGGCUGCCCGAGAAGCGUCGGCCACGCCGGAAGCCGGAGCCGGUGAGGGCGGCAGUCCGACAGCGACGACGGCGACGACGGCGACGACAGCAUCGACGACAGGCGACGGAGCGACCAAAGCACACCCUCGAGACCGGACAUUUGCACUGCUAGGCAUCCCGGAUACGGUCGGGAUUGCGCGGGUGCGGGCCUUGGCGGAGCCUCACGGACACAUUGUGAAGCUGGUGCUGCGGGCAGACCACGGCGGUGCCAUCAUCGAGUUUGGCGAUGCAGCAGCAGCCGGAGCAGCCCAGCUGGCGCUGACGGGCUCGAAGCUGGACGGCCAGACGCUGCGAACGGGACCGGUUGCGUCGCUCUUCCACGAGAAGGCUGCAGUGCGGAUAGACCGGGUAGACCGGGCAGUUCCAAAGACCGGAGUCAAAGCUGGGCCUGGACUUGCGGCAGCUCUAAUGCCAGCACGCGUGAAGCGACCGACUCUGGGAGUCAAGGGAGCCAAGCGCGGCGUGGUGGUGCCGGGAUUUGUGACGGCAGCAGCAGCAGCGACAAAGAGCAGCGGCGAAGAAGCGACGCCGACGAAGAAGUCGAACGCAGAGUUUCGGGCGCUCUUUCUCGGCGGUGGACGGCCCAAGGACGAGAGCUCGGAUGGACCUGUGGCGGCAAAAGCGACGGCCAACGGCAGCAAGACGGACGGCAACGCAGCCGCGGAUGAAGAAGCAAAAACGAAUGUUGGGCGGAUCUGA